AUGGGCAAGGACGCUGGUUUCGCUCCCGGUGACAAGGCUAAGGGCGCCAAGCUCUUCCAGACCCGCUGCGCUCAGUGCCACACCGUCGAGGCCGGUGGCCCCCACAAGGUCGGCCCCAACCUUAACGGUCUCUUUGGCCGUAAGACCGGUCAGGCCGAGGGCUACGCCUACACCGAUGCCAACAAGCAGGCUGGUGUGACCUGGGAUGAGAACACUCUGUUCUCCUACCUCGAGAACCCCAAGAAGUUCAUCCCCGGUACCAAGAUGGCCUUUGGUGGUCUGAAGAAGGGCAAGGAGCGCAACGACCUGAUCACGUACGUAUCCAUCACGUCAGAGAAAGAGAGUCUAUUAACGACCGUGCAGCUACCUCAAGGAGAGCACCGCUUAAAUGUCUGA
Molecule: messenger RNA, 396 nt
Organism: Aspergillus terreus NIH2624
Lineage: Eukaryota; Fungi; Ascomycota; Eurotiomycetes; Eurotiales; Aspergillaceae
Product: c-type cytochrome
Exons: 4
Coding region: 1-396 (131 amino acids)
Biological process (GO): mitochondrial electron transport, ubiquinol to cytochrome c; mitochondrial electron transport, cytochrome c to oxygen
Cellular component (GO): mitochondrial intermembrane space
Molecular function (GO): heme binding; electron transfer activity
Source: RefSeq, a predicted model, not a curated record